GUUGGGAGGGUGGGGCUCGGGUUAGCUCGGCCGCCACCUCCCCCGGGCAGCGGACGGCGUCCGGUGAGAGAAACGUGGGUGACUCCGCGCUGUUUCCAAGAGGAGGAGGCGUCGCGGGAGGGUUCACGUUUUUAAAAAAUGGUUAAAUCAGCUCCGCCUUUCUCCCACACCUCCAUAAUUCUCCCACACCUCUACUUCUCUGGAUCCAGCUCUGGAGUGUUUCUGCUGUUGGAAGAUGGGGAAGAAGAGCAGAGUGAAAACUCAGAAGUCAGGUACAGGAGCUACAGCAACAGUUUCUCCAAAAGAAAUGUUGAACAUAAUUAGUGAAUUAUUACAGAAAUGCAGCAGCCCAACCCCUGGUCCUGGAAAGGAAUGGGAAGAAUAUGUGCAGAUUCGAGCUCUUGUUGAGAAAAUCCGCAAAAAACAAAAAGGUUUGUCUGUUACCUUUGAUGGAAAAAGAGAAGACUAUUUUCCUGAACUAAUGAAAUGGGCCACUGAAAAUGGAGCAUCCACAGAGGGUUUCGAAUUAGCAAAUUUUGAAGAAGAGGGCUUUGGUUUGAAAGCAACAAGGGAGAUAAAGGCAGAAGAGUUGUUUCUUUGGGUUCCUAGAAAGUUGCUGAUGACAGUUGAAUCAGCUAAAAAUUCAGUGUUGGGGUCCUUGUAUUCUCAAGACCGAAUUCUCCAGGCCAUGGGCAAUAUCACAUUGGCAUUCCAUCUUCUUUGUGAACGAGCCAAUCCUAACUCUUUCUGGCUGCCAUACAUCCAAACUCUCCCCAGUGAAUAUGAUACCCCUCUAUAUUUUGAAGAAGAUGAAGUGCAGUAUCUUCAGUCAACUCAGGCCAUACAUGAUGUCUUCAGCCAAUAUAAAAAUACAGCUAGACAGUAUGCCUAUUUCUACAAAGUCAUUCAGACACAUCCUAAUGCCAGCAAACUGCCCUUAAAGGAUUCUUUCACUUAUGAUGACUACAGGUGGGCAGUUUCCUCCGUUAUGACACGACAAAACCAGAUUCCAACUGAAGAUGGUUCCCGAGUUACCUUGGCUCUGAUUCCUUUAUGGGACAUGUGUAAUCACAUCAAUGGUCUGAUCACUACUGGCUACAAUUUAGAAGAUGACCGUUGUGAGUGUGUAGCGCUUCAGGAUUUUAAGGCUGGAGAACAGAUUUACAUUUUUUAUGGCACUCGGUCGAAUGCUGAAUUUGUGAUCCACAGUGGUUUUUUCUUUGAUAAUAAUUCACAUGACAGAGUGAAAAUAAAGCUUGGAGUGAGUAAAAGUGACAGGCUGUAUGCUAUGAAGGCAGAGGUCUUAGCUCGUGCCGGCAUUCCAACCUCCAGUGUUUUUGCCUUGCACUCCACUGAGCCUCCAAUCUCUGCUCAGCUUCUGGCUUUCCUUCGAGUGUUUUGUAUGAGUGAAGAAGAGCUGAAAGAACACUUAAUAGGAGAGCAUGCUAUUGACAAAAUCUUCACUCUGGGCAACUCUGAGUUUCCAGUUAGCUGGGACAAUGAGGUUAAACUUUGGACGUUCCUUGAAGCCAGAGCAUCCCUUCUUUUGAAAACCUAUAAAACUACUGUGGAGGAUGAUAAAUCCUUCUUGGAGACCCAUGACCUUACCUUCCAUGCGACAAUGGCUAUCAAAUUGCGUUUAGGUGAAAAAGAGAUUUUGGAGAAAGCAGUGAAGAGUGCAGCUGCUAACAGAGAGUACUAUAGUAGACAAAUGGCAGAAGGAGCCCUACUUCCUAAAUAUGAAGAGAGCAAUAUUGCCUUGCUAGAGAACACUGUGGCAGACUCUAGACUCCCAAUUGUCUUGAGAAACCUAGAGGAAGAAGCAGAGGAACAAGGGGACUUAAAGAUUGAUGAAACUAUUGAUGCAGGAGUCACAGAGAAUGGGUUUGUAAAUGGUGAAAAAACUCUACUUAAUGGGACCAAAUCAGAAAAUGAAAAUCUAAAUCAAGAGGAAAGCAACAAAGACACUGAAGAUGCCAAAGAAUCUUCUUCAGACAGUACUGAUGAGGUUAAAGAAUAGUCAAAAAAUAAAGUUUGACUUCAUUGUGAAAUUAAAAUUAGCAGAAGUUUAUGAACAGUGCAUUUACAUUGGUGUGUUUCUUUGUUAAAAUUUCUCUUUCUGCAGAGGAAAAUGUUUUUGCUGCUUUAUAUAAAGAUGAUUUUUUAAGUUAUUUAAAAAUUUUAUCAUCCCUUUUCAAUUAAGAUUGCCAUCUUGCUUUCAGGAAAAAACUGGGGAAAAAGGUGCCUUUGCAAGAUUUUGCAGACCUUUGUGGGACAAAUGUAUUUUCUUCUUUGGAAAGAAUUAAGCUCUGCUAUCUGCUGUGCUUUUGUUGUUCUGUCACUCUUGACUACUGAAAUUAAAAUUUUGCUCUGCCUCCUGCCAAGAAAAGCAGAAGGCAGGACUGACUUGGUAUUCAGCAUAAAAGUAGGAGAGCAGUACAGCAGAAAACUGAAUAAGAGGAUCAGAAACUUGGGAGACUGGAGGAAAACCUGUUUAAAACCAGGUACACCAGUCCAAAAAAGGUAAGGUGGCAACCUUAUUUUCAAUAGUUUUAAAUGUUGAUGAGAAUCCUAAUUAUAUACACUUACAGUGAUUUUGAAGGAUUUCAGUUUGCUUUUGUUUUGUUUACUGUAUAAAAACAUUUCAUCUUUCUCCUUGAAUCAAAGUUAGGCUAUUGUAGUACAUCAUCCACCUAAUUUUAAAGGCUGACUUUUAUUUUAAAAUGGUACCUUCUUAUUUAAAUGUUGGCAAGGUAAUGGAGAGUUUGAAAGCAGAUAGGCCAAGCCACAGCUUUAAACUGUGUGGUUCAAAGUGAGGUAGCUUCCUAGCUUCUUCACAUUUUCACAAUUAGCUAGAGAUUUUCAAAGCUACACUUUUGGCUAAAACCAUUAUUAAAACGAAAACAUGAGUAAUACUCCUGUCUUCUACUUUUUCAUUUUUAUGUAGUAUUGGAUGUAACACUGAAUAUGACAGCUAUUUACCAAUCUUAUUUAAACUUCAUCUAUUGGCUAAAAUAUAUUUGAUUCUGUUUUCCUGAAAGAAAAGGUAAGCAGGAGUAUUUUUGGUUUGGGGAAGACCAAAAUCAACCCUGGUGCAUACUUUACCAUUUAAAUUGUGUUGUGGUUGAUGCACAUUGGGUUACAUCCACAAUGCUAGCUAUGUCUGCUAUCCAGCAGUAUUGGUCACCCCUCUCCUAUACAUUGUGAAUUCUGUCUGAAAGCAAUUGCAGCUCAGUGCAAUAAUGAAGUGAGGAUAGUGUCAAAGCUUUUCGUUGCUAUUUCCCAGUUUAGGAGAAGUGAAUAAUAAACAGUUUAAUUCUGAGCUCAAUUUUAAGGACUUUUCCUUUUAGCAUAUUUUAUCUUGAAAAGUUCAAAAUAAUAGAAAGAUUGGGCAAGCUUGGAUGACUGCUUAAAUUUUAAUGAAUGUAGCAACGUGUUUAUCCAAGAUUGGUUGCAUUAAAAUGCCUUUUGACAUUUACAGUCUUUUAUUUUAGAUUUUUGCUUCUCUUUUACAUUACAACUUGAAAAAUGUGCUUUUGCAUUAAUCGUUGGUGCAAUACACAUGUCAAAAAGUGACUUUCAUAUUGCCAUAGUAACUUUGGAAUCCAAUGAGAUGUAAAAAAAAAAAAUGUUAAAUAGUUUUUUCUAAAUAUUUCACUGAGAAUGGCAUGUUGCCAUUACACUGGGGAUAUUGUUUCCCCACUAAGUAACUAGAGGCUGGACCGAUAUUUUUGUAACUAAAAUGCUGCUUGUAGGUAGAACAGCAUGCAUUGUCAUCCUGAGAAUUUAAAUGUCAUACAAAAGUCACAAUUCUUCAGCUUUUAUUAGAAACAAUACUCUUUCUUUCCUGCUUCUGCCAAUUUCAUUGCACAUAUAUCGUAGAAGGCGAUAUGAAAUUCUGAAACUAGCUCUCCCUAAACAUUUUCACUGUAAUCCAAAAUCUAAAUGAUUUGGUUCAAUCUGAUGCACUGUAUUUUGUUCCAAUAUUUGCUGUUAACUAUGGCUUAGCAAAACUUGUGGUGACCACAGGCAGGAGGAAUGUGUGGGUUUUCUUGAAUAAAGCAUAGUUCUACAAUGUCUUUGCUAGUAAGCGUAUUACACAAACAAAAAAUACCUAACCCUACCUAAAAUUUACAUGGAGGGAAACUUACUACAUUUCAGUACUCCACAGAGGGCACUAGUCAAAUCAAGAGUGAUCAUGCUAAGAAGUGUGGUAAACGUUGAUCUAUUAAGCAGUCUCAUUUUUCUAUUUUUGAUCUAUUUGUGUUGGAUACAAUAAUAUGGCAGAAUAGUCUAAUCUUGUAGUUUACAUUUCUACUCAUUAGAUGUAACUGAUGCCUCAAAGAAAUAUUAAUCUAAAAUCUUCCCUCCCCCUUCAAUUUUCAAAUGCUUAAGGGAUAAUUAUUUUGGCACUGAUAAGUCCUUAUAGCCAUCUGUCAUGAAAACAGACCCUUCAAAAGCAUUUUAAAGUUAACUUUCUUAAUGUUUUGGUUAUGUGGCUGUUCACACUAAUCCUAGGAUAAAUGCCAAAUAUUGCUUCUGUUUAGUUAGCUAUAUGUAGUAGUCUUGUAAGUGGAAAACAGUCUGAGAAAUCUGACUGAUGUCUAAGAAAUAAAUAAGAAUAUUUCCUUUGAAUUCUGCAUGAAAACCUAUCUGUUGAGGGUCGUUUCCCUAACAACCUGUAACUUGUACAAACUUAUUUGGCUUUGUACAGUAUGUCCAUGUCUUUACUACAGGUGAGACUUAAGCUAAAAUUACAGGCUAAACUAAGGAUACAAGUAGUGUUUUAGGAACUGGGCUAAAGUUAAAUGCUUUCUCUCUGUACAUUUCUUAAAUGGUCACUCGUACAGAAAAUAUACUUAACCUCAGCAUGUUUAAAGUAGCUUAGCCCUUAGCGAGGAAUGAUCAUAGAGCUGCAACUGAGAUACUUAAGGCACACUGUCAUGUUGUACAAAUAAAUCUAGCUCUAAUGUAUUUAGCCUACUCUUUUUCUCAUAGAUUGCUUUGCCAAAUAGCACUGUUCAGGCAAAAUAUUGUUCACCCAGAUGCUUCUAAAAUAGCAAACAGUCCAGCCUUUUAUAGUUUUUUCUUUUCUUUUUUUUUUUAGCUGAUAUUACCCUAAUGUUGAUUUCAAAUAUGGGCAUACAGGUUUCAGGUAUUGACCCUAUAAAGAAACAGCUGAUAGUUUCUAAUAAGUAGUGUACAUUUCUAUGUUGUUCUGCUGUGAGUAGACCCCUUUCAGUAGAGCAUGGAAGCAAUGUGGAUUCAUGGAUAGUAAAGGUCCCUCAAUAGUCUGCUGCUGCCUCCAUCACCUUGGAGGCCAUGUUCAGGAAUUUCACAAGCCAAGAAGCGAAACAAAUUUGAGAAACUGAAUGACUGUGGGGGGGAAAAAAACAAUAAAGACUCCCAGUUUUUCUCUAGAGCCGGUGUCUUCUGUGGGGCUUUUGAAUUAGAAAGACUUCCUGAUUGUUGUAGGGCUCCUGUAGAAGGACUGAGGAACUCAAACCUUAAUUGAAAGUGAAUUUUUACAUGCGUUGGUAAAACUAUUGUUUAAAGAGAAACAGCUUGAAAGAAGACAUGCCUUCUUGCUACCAAAAAAGUGCCAUAUCCAUGAUACAAGGGAUAUGUCACAGUCUGAGUGGGUGUUUUUAAUAACCUGUUGCUCAUUAGUACAUGCAGGGUAUAUUUAAGUUUUGAGAUGCUACAGUGAUGAGACCAUAUAGGUAUCUGGAUCAUUUGUAAAUAUUUUUGAAAACUUAAAUAGGCUCUUACAGUUUGGUUAACAAACAUAUAUUUGGCAUGUACAUGGCACACUGAAUCCCAGUGGAAUGUAACUCCUGUCUUACGGUAUGUCUACACUUAAACUGCUAUAGCCUAGACAAGACCAUGCCCAUGGGAGGGGUUCUGUUUCUGUCCACCUCCCCAAGAAACAGUAGGUAGGUCAAUGAAAGAAUCAUUACAUUGACCUACUGCUGUUUACACUGGGAGUUAGGUCAGCAUAGCUGUCUCUCUCGGGAGGGGGUGGAUUUUUCACACCCCUGAGAAACACAGCUAUGCUGAUGUAAAUUCCCAGUUUAGACCAGCCUUUAGAUGCACUAACUCACCUGACACUGCCCCUUCACUCUUCCCUUCGCCCUCCUCCUCCUCCUUCCCCCCGAUAUGUACUUGUUGGGCGGUCUGCGCUGAAGCCUGUGAUGCUGCAUCCUCACUGACAUUUUUAGUGAGCUAGCUAGAGUGGGUAUGUCUGCACAAGCUGCAAACCACAGCUGCAGCAUAGAUGGAGCCUUCAUGUUACAUAUUUUUUGCCAUUAACAACUUGUCUGUUUCCAAAAUACCAAGAGAUUAAACCAUAUUUAUGGACUAAAUUAUUUUUAGUAAAUUGUGGAGCAAUUUAAAACAGACUAACACAAAAUUUGAUUUAUGAUGACAGAUUAGGCCAGUAACUUAGCCUAUUGGGCAAGUCAGUCUCUCUGUACCUCAGUUCCCAGUCUGUAAAGUGGGGAUAAUAGAAUUUCUGUGCCUCAAAGGUGUUUUGUAAGGUGCUCAGAUACUAACAGUGAUGGGAGCCAUAUCAGUACCUUAGAUAGUAAAAUCUUAAGUUGCAUCCUGCCUCGUUCUUCAUGGCCAGAUAUCUGUAUUGAACAUUAGGUGGAGAAAAAGGAAAGUUGAGAGGGCCCCUUGUUAAAGGGAGGAAAAUAACAAGUGGCCAGUUGUGUACUGGUCAGUUUAAGCAGCGAAUGCAGUGGUGACUGUUCUCAGGGAUGGUUUUAAUAAAUUGUUGGAUGUCAGGAGACCUCUGAAUUGACUGAUAAGUAAUUUCAACUUAAUUAGUCUUGUUUUAAAAUAAUAAACCCUCAAGUUAGGACUGUGGAAGAACAGAAGAAUUUGUUCGAUCUAAAGUUAUGAAGUUUUUUCCAAUGGAGUACCUGUAGCAUAUUGCACUGCCACAUGGGAACCCUCUUUUAAUGGCAUUGAUCCAAGGAGUCCCAUGCUCUAGGCAAGUAAAAAUGGUACAAGCUGGCAUUUUGCUACAACAUGUUACCAGUGAGUGUCAUGAUGCUUAGCAGAACUUACCACAAUGUGGUCAUUGUGCAGACCAAAGUAACCCAAUUUUUCUUCAUGUAUACUGACUGGACAGUCAUGACCACUGUUGUCAGCUAACUUGUUUAGUUACAGCUGUGUUCAAACAUAUUAAAAGUUGAUAGUGUAGACUAGCCCCACCUGUGCUUGGUUUGGCUGAGUGCCUUUAUAGCUGAACCAUUUCAGUAGCCCUUUGCAGAGUGAGAUACGAGAUCACUUUGGCUCUUAAAAAGGGUGUUUCAAAAUCUGCAUGAGGAUGGGGUCAAAAUCUUGUAUGUUGAUCUCCAACUUGAAUCCCAUAAUUGAUGCACAGAAUUAGAAAGAAGAAGAAUUAGAUAACUGAAUUUCAGUUAUGCUCAAAUAAAUUGGUUAGUCUCUAAGGUGCCACAAGUACUCCUUUUCUUUUUGUGAAUUUCAUACUUAUUCUUUUUAAUAAUAAUUGUCAGCUUGACAGUCCUGGACACUGAAGUCAUUCAUCCUCCAAACAGGAACAGCAUGGACAGAGCAAGCUUCUGCAUCGUGCCCCAUUAAUGUUCCUGAGUUCUGCAGGGAUGAGAGUAGUGUAAUCCCCAUGAAUUCCUUGUUGCCUCUGUAGAUGCUGCCAAUCAGCCUUUGUGCCUCUAAUGUGAUGUUGUUUGGAAUCCACACUGAGGCCACUGAUUCAUUCUGCAUAUGCCCUCAAACGGCCAUAUCACUCACUGCCAAUCCAGCCAGUCCAUGUUUAAAAGAGUCACCUAGAAGUUAACAGGAUUCGUAUCACAUUAACUGUGCUGAGCCAUCCAGUCUUUCCAACUGAAUGUAAUACUGUAAUUUUAGAAAUACUGUUCUUAUAAAACCUGUUUGAUGCGGACAUUCAGCUGUUCACUGACAUCUCUGUACAAUGAAAACUGAUUAUAGCAAUGACCACAUCUCCGCAAUGUCGAAUAAAUUUACAUUUUUGUAAAUAUGCAGGUGUCCCUAAAUCCAGCAAUCUGUGCAUGACCUGGUGUUCAGUCAAAUUCAUUUUCCCUAGCAUUAUUCCCGGUCGGUUCACCAUUUUUAGGACUGCUAUCUACUCAGCCAAGAUUCCUAAUUUCAUUGCUAAUAAAUGUUGUAUACACUC
This is a messenger RNA of Caretta caretta (loggerhead turtle), 8182 nucleotides long. The record is from RefSeq and is a predicted model, not a curated record. Lineage: Eukaryota; Metazoa; Chordata; Testudines; Cheloniidae.